CACAGAGACGAGUGGGUGCUCGGUCCAGGCCUCGGCAGGGCCGCGGCGGUGUCGCCGCUCCCAGGUUUUAGUCUAAUUUUUCCUCCUGCUCUGUCCUCUCCGCCGAUGCGGGGAGUGAAGGAGGUGGGUGAUGCGGUAGCGGAGACCGAAGCUUGGCAUUAGUGGCUCGGCUUCAGCUCUGGAAUGUUCCGGAACCUUCUCUCCGCUGGUUUCCUGGUCCGGGUCUUUCACGCGGCGCUGACGUGGGCGGUGACGUUGUUUCUCUUCCUGUUUGAAACGGAUCUGAGGAGGAGUGUGGAGCAUGGUGAAUUCCUCCAACCAGUCACCUUUGUGCUGCUGGUUUUCUGUUCGAUGUUACUGUACUUCAUCACCUCCCUUAUGGACCCAGGAUACGUCACAUUUGACAAUGAACUAAAGGGCCGGGUUGCCCGAUCAAAUCGGUGUAUCAGAGAUGAGAAAGAACAGAUGCUCCCUGUGAUGCAGAAAGCACACAGACUGAGGCGCUGUGGAUACUGCAUGGUCCAGCAGCCCAUGCGUUCCAAGCACUGCCAGUCCUGUCAGCACUGUGUAUGUCGAUAUGACCACCAUUGUCCUUGGAUCGAGAACUGCGUUGGGGAGAGAAACCAUCGCUUCUUUGUGCUCUACCUGACAAUGCAACUUGCUGUCCUGCUGUGGGCCUUCCACAUUGCAUGGUCGGGGUUCCGUACUGAGGCUGCAUGGAAAGACUGGCUCCGUGUUAACACAUUCCUACUGUUGGCGUUUAUGAUCAUUAUCAUUUGCACCGUGGUGGUGAUGCUGCUGCUUGUGUCACACUUAUACCUGGUGUCCAACAACACCACAACAUGGGAGUUCAUGUCUCGCCAUCGCAUCUCUUACCUGAAACACUGUGGCUCAGAGGAGAAUCCGUUUGAUCAGGGCAUCCUUUGGAAUCUGUGGACAUUUUUCUGUGUAUGCAAGACAGUUGUGUGGGAAAGGAUUUACUUUCGAGGCGAGGAUGAGCUGGUUUAGUGAGUGGCACAUUUUUAACACGGACUCUACUUUUCAAUUCUUAUCUUGUUUUUCUGCCUCACCAGGACUAUAUUAUGUAUCAUAUGUAAUAUCAUAAGGUCCAUAUUUUCUCCAAAAUGCCAGGCUCAGAUGCAGUGGGAAAUCAUUCCUUUGUCAAGGGCUGAGGGGUGAAUGAUUGGACAUUCUCCACAGAAACAUAAAAGCAGUAAAAUGUCCACAGAGGGGAGGGGGAUACAGAUAGUCCCCUCUCUGCUUUCCCCCUCUAUUUUGAAUCCCUGAGCUCCGAGAGACCAAUUUAUUUCCUGCGGUUAGGUGGGGCAGGGGAGAGGCAUAUAAAAAUUUUUUAAAAGACAAAGUUGUUACCCAGCAUCAUUGCCACUGACUUCCAAAUUGAGUAAAUGCAAAGUAGAAGGAAGGAGUGAGGAAAAACAUGGAAAGAGGAAAAGUGAUCAAGGAAUUCUGACCCUGGUUUCUGGAGGAAGUAUUGUUGUUAUGGAAUCAUCCUUUAUUAGUGCUGUCAGACUCUUCUAAAAUUAAAUAUGCACUGAUUGCUCAUUUAUCUAACAAAAUGCACUUUUAAGGCGGUAGUUUUUUUAUACUUCAAUAAUGAGUAGCUCUGAGUUUCCUUUAGAUGUUCUGAAACAUAGCUUAUCUAAUGAACUAUUUUGUUAUCCACUUGUGUUGAAAUUUUGAUGAUGCUGCAUUGAAUCAUGUUAUCACU
Carcharodon carcharias (great white shark) is the source of this 1729-nucleotide messenger RNA. RefSeq names its product zinc finger DHHC-type palmitoyltransferase 12a (gene zdhhc12a). Gene Ontology annotation, biological process: protein targeting to membrane; peptidyl-L-cysteine S-palmitoylation. Bases 184 to 1008 code for a protein of 274 amino acids. NCBI's taxonomy places the organism in Eukaryota, Metazoa, Chordata, Chondrichthyes, Lamniformes, Lamnidae. The record is from RefSeq and is a predicted model, not a curated record. Gene Ontology annotation, molecular function: protein-cysteine S-palmitoyltransferase activity. The transcript has 5 exons. Gene Ontology annotation, cellular component: Golgi apparatus; endoplasmic reticulum.